AUCCUUAUUCUGUGUGGUUAACAUACAGUCACUUCUGCUGGAGUCUAAGGAGAACUUGUUAUUAUUUUCUACCGCGAGUCAACAGAGACAUAGGUUUUCCAAAGCUUGCCCGUUCUCAUCGUGAAAGGCACUAUAAGAGCUUUUCUUUCUCUCUUUUUCCUUCUGCUUUACAAGACUCUCAGAAAAACAGCUUCCUUGUCUUCCCAGGACAUGUCUGGACUGAGUGCGGCUGGAGCUUGCAUGGAGCACACAGAGUGUGCUCCACCAAGAAGAAAGGACUUGACAAAUUCUCUUGAACGAAAGAUAAAACACUUGGAAAAACAGAGACAAGAGCUCCUGGAUGUCAAUCAACAAUGGGACCAGCAAUUCCGAAAUAUGAAAGAGUUAUAUGAAAGAAAGGUCCUGGAGCUGAAAACUAAACUGGCGGCCACAGAAAACACUCACACCCUAGUGAAGGAACAGAAGCAAAGUGUGACAGAGGGCGACAGGCAGCUCGAGAAGGAAAAGGACAGCCUAAGGAAAGAAUUACAGGCACUGAAGAAGGAGAAUAAGCUGUUGAAAGAAAACAACGCUCUGGCCAACAGGAAGAAAGAGCAUUAUGCAUGUGAAAUUAAACGCCUCAAUAAGGUUCUUCAGGAUGCCUUGACCAUUGGGAGCUCUUCGCUUUCUGAGGACUCAGGGAAGUGUAAAGGCAGGUGCAGCCAUGCAGAGAUGAGAAGAGAGGUGGAAUGGCACAAGCAGCAGCCAGCCUAUCAGUGGAAUGCUCUCAGCCAGCUUCCUCCACGUGUACAGCACAAGGCACAUGGUUUCUCCUCAGAAAGGAAAACCGACCUGUAGCAUUACGUUAGCAGAGAAGAGCAGAGGGUUGUGAGCUCUCAGCUGUGACCGCUUUGCUGCUUCAGGACAUCUGUGAACGUUCUCCUUCGAGAUCUGCUCCCAGUUACCUUCUCUGUGACCCUCAUAGGGGAAACCUCAUAGUGGUCUCAGUCAGGACCACUGGGACCCAGUAGAACUCUACAGACAAAUCGGGCUUCUCUUCUCAAAUGACACAGGACAUGAUUACAUGCUCCUCCUCACAGCUCUCCUCAACUAACUACUGAUGGCUUUGGGAAGAUGCCUCCAGGAUGGAGAUGACUCCAGCUCUGGUGCUGUGACAUUAUAUACUUUUGAGAAUGUACAGUUCUUAAGCCAGGCACAGUGGUGCCUCUUAUAAUUCCAUGAGAAGUUGCUGCAGGAAGAUUGUAAUGAUUUCAAGGCCAGCCUGGGUUGCAACACAAAUACCACAUAAGCCAAUUCUGCAUCUCAAAAAAUUAGUAAUACACCGUGUAGUCCCUGGAAGAAAACUUUUUUCUAUAAUGGCUAAGUUAAUUCUUCAGUGGUUUGACAGUUGGACUAGGUGACAAGUUCAUUAUUAUUGAACUGAAACUACAUGAAUUUUAAUAGACAAUCAAAAGACCUACACACUCCCCUGACUAAAAAGAGUGAGUCAAACUAAAUAAAAUGACAAACAUGAAAUUGCCCUUCCAGUGGAUCAUUUUAUGCUUGUCAGAAGUUAUGAGCCUCUUUCAUCUUUUGGUAACAUACAUAAUGAAAAGGAACUGUCCUGACAGGAUGGUGACGGCCACCUUCUGUCUAUAUGUAGUCAGCCAGAAUUGCCAAAAACAGCCUUUGAGGUUCUGUGUUUUUGCCAGCCUGUGAAUUUGAGCAAUGGUUGAAGAAAUUUGACUAUGACAUUUUGAACUUACUAACAUAAAAAUAACACAUCUAUACAUUUUAUUGCAGUUGAAUUGCAAAGUAACCUAACAGAUUUCUUAAAAAGCCAGCAGUUUUAAAAGCAUUAAGUUCAUCUUCUGUAAGAUUUUGCUCAUGUCAACUUGAGUUUCUGUUUGUAAGGAUGAAUGUUCCUGACAAGAGUGCGAGAACUGCACAUAUCUAACACUUCUAGAUGAACCUAAAUAGAACCAAUAACAUCCAGCAAACAUGUGCAAAUAAAACUACCGGAUCUAUCUAUCUUCGCUUCCAUAAUUAUGCAGCUUGUCUAACUCAAACUAUUUUUGUUUUAAUUUGUGGGUACACACUGCAUAAUGAGAAGGUAAAAAAGUCCCAGGAAACUGAACAUUUCCCCUUCAGUCUUUAUCUAUGGUGUAACUUAACCCUUAAGAGAAGCAGAAUGACCCUGCGACAUUUGCUCCCAAGUCCUUUGUUUAUGCAGCUAUUUAUCGGAAAGAUAAGUCAUCCUUGGCUAUCACUUUAAGUCAGAAAAACAACUGUCAGCUCUAGGAAGACAUUCUACAUAUUGGAAUUUUCAGUUUCUUCAGAUUGCUAACAAAAUCAUUGUAAUGUCUGUUACUCCUGCUAAAUUAAGUUUAUGAAACAAGAUGUGCUUAUAGAAUUUUUUAAAAUGUACACUCUUCCCAGGCCAGUAGCUAAUGUCUGCAGCAAAAAUACAUGGUUUGUCUAUUCAAACUGCCCCUAUUCUAUUAACAAGGUGCCAAACACUGGAAGAAUGCAUAAAUGUUAACCUAGGUGGAGAAUAGUUAAAAAGGACUAAUAUCAUUUUUCAUCCCAGACUCUUUUUUAUUUUUUCAUUCAGACUCUGUUACCAGAGAGAUUUCAACCCCUCAUUCUUAUGUCCUUUUCCCCAUAACAUGUCUGGAGACAUCUCUGCCCGGAAUCAUAAUAAGGUUCAGACUCUCCUCUGUGGGUCUGUUUUAUUUUUGACACAGAGUUUGUGGGCAUUAGUGAGCAAUAGCUGUAUGGCUUUCAAAGGAACAGAGGUCAUGAUGCCUGUCUGAGGAAGGAAACUUAAAAGCAGGCAUACUUCAAGAGUCUGGAUGAUCAUGGAGAAUUUGAUCUUUGACUUGAAGAUAUCACAUGAAGAGAAACAUGUGUUCACUUUGUUUUGGUUGUUACAUAAGUUUAGAAGGAAACUGCAGGUCUGGUAACAUCCAGGGCAUAGGUCAGCCAUGCCUCCUCCUCGAUGGCUUUAUUUUGCUUCAUUGGUUUUAGGCUUUAUUUUCUAUUUUGUACUGUGUUCACUGAGCUCUGAUACCAGAAAAAAAGAAAAAAGAAGAAAAAAAGGAAAGACAAAGAAAAAAUAUAUAAUUAUGUUUUUGUGAUGGCUGAUUGAUCUGAAACUUACAGAGGCUCGGGUAUCUUUCCUGAGACAACCUCAGAGGGGGAAGCCCAGGUGUGUGGAUGCCACAGCUCUGCUUUCUAGUCUACACCAGAAAGUUAUGCUCUCUGUGUUGAUGCAUUUGGUUUUCAUUAAUUCUAUCAUAGGAUCAUAGUUCUGAAAAAAAAUAUUUAGAAAAAAUACUACAUUAUACAGAAUUAUUAAGUUAUAUCCUGAGUUAAAAGAAAUGUCUUAUUUAGAUGAUGUGAGGAAAGAAAUGUGCACAAAGUGUAUGAGAUACCCCAAGAAUGGGUAUGUUGUUGCUUUUGACUUCAAACAUUUUUAUCAGAGGUCUGUCGUAGUACAAUCAGAUAUAAAAUAUAUAUCGUAGGUAAUAGAAAUGGCAGUGAAACAGUCACUCCAGCUGUCAUGACUUACAUAACCUCUUAAUUCUUUUAAAUGACUGCCCUCUUGCACUGCACGUGGGUAGAUCCACAUUUGGAAAGGACAGGGCAGUUACCAGCCCAAAAUCUCCCCAACUUAAGGGUCUCAUUGUUACUUUUCUGUCUAUUUGUUUUUGUCAUUUCUCUCCUAUCUUGCUGAAAUCCUCAUGGUUAGAGUCUCUAGAUUCUGUAGCAUUAAAAGUGCAGCUGC
This is a messenger RNA of Mus musculus (house mouse), 3769 nucleotides long. RefSeq names its product TNFAIP3 interacting protein 3 (gene Tnip3). Bases 211 to 837 code for a protein of 208 amino acids. Gene Ontology annotation, cellular component: cytoplasm. The transcript is spliced from 8 exons. Lineage: Eukaryota; Metazoa; Chordata; Mammalia; Rodentia; Muridae. The record is from RefSeq and is marked validated. Gene Ontology annotation, biological process: regulation of canonical NF-kappaB signal transduction.